GGAGAACAGAAAAAAAAAUUCCUUUUUGUUUCGUUUUUAUUAAAAUUUAGAUAGCUUGAAAGUACAUAAUAUUAAUGUUGCACCAUGGCUAGCGAUAAUGCCGAGCCAUUGACGCCACGUCGCUGUGUCAUUUGCGGGAUUGAACCUCCCGAAUUGGAUGCCAAUGGCAAGAGUGCCUAUCAUUAUCCAAAGACCAUGGAUGAGGCACGCAUCUGGCAACGUAGCAUGGCCGCCAACAAUGUGUGUCUGGAGAGUAUACGGGACCAGUGUUGCGUUUGCAUUGAGCAUAUACCAGAAUUUGUGGCACGUGCCCACAAGCAGUGCGCCAAGUUCAAGGCCAAUGAGGAGGCCGAUGCAGAGCUCCGUGCGAAGCUGCAAAGCGAUGCCGAAGUCGAUUUGUGCCAGUGUCCUGAUGAGGGCAUGGACUUAAAUCGGCCAUCCGUCAAUGUUUUGCUACUUCCGGGUGCCACGUUGCCAUCGUAUUUUGGCAAAGCUUUUGCCAAGAAUUGUGAUGGCGAUAACAACAACAAUGCCAAUGCCAAUGGCAAUGAGGGCGACGGUGGCGAUGAACAAUCGUGGAAGGGCAAUCAAGAUGGUGUGGAUAAAAGAGAUUCAGAAUCGGAUACCGAAAUUUUUGUACUCGAAUCGGAUUUUAAAGACAAUGGCGCCACAUUUCCCGAUAUCGAUGAGACAGAGGUGACUGUUUUGCGUACACCGACCCAAGAAGAUCAUGAACUCAAUCUGUUGGCAGAAGAAUGCGAAGAGGAGGAACAAUCAUGUCUAGGUCGUAGGGAUAUGUGUUUGACUGGGUGCACGGAUGUUUUACUACUUGGACGUGGCCUACAUUCGACCGACGUGUGCCCUUGCGAGUGCGAUCAGUGCACAAAGAAACCGACGGCGGCUCUCGACGACGAUAAAAUGUGUUGUAAUCCGCCAUGUUGUCCGGAUCCAGCGCCACCGGAAUACUUUGAUCAACCACCCUGUGGUUGUGAGUGCGAGCAACAGGUGCGCCGAGAGCUCGGUCGGGUUAUCAAGAAGCAAAAGAAUCGCAUACGCGAGCUCGAAGAGUUGCUCUGCCGUCAGCACAAGUUGCAUCAUUGUUUGCAGACGAAGGUCGAUGAGUUGUAUUGUGAGUUUGGACGCGUCGAUGAGGAUGAUAGGACCCGUUUACGGUGUUGCGCCAAUCGCGAUCCACCCAAUUGUGCAGAGGUACAGAGGCCUAAAGAGACACCAGUGCCGGUGCCAGAAGCAACCAAAAAGGAGCGAUCGAAAGCACAGAAGAAACGAAGGACUGCUCCAAAGAUUCGAGACCCCGAAUCGGAUGCCAUUGAAGAAGAGCAUAAUUUGCCAAACCGUGUCCAUUUGUAUUCAACGAAAAAUCCCGAUUUCAAGAAUACCGAUCGCACACGUCAUCCCGCAUGGGUAACAACUGUGGAGAGUUCAGAUAGCAUUGAUUCAACAAAUACGGAACGCAAACGAAGGCAAAUUCCGGAAGAAACCAAUCCGCCAGCACGAAUAACAUUGCCAUCGGAAAAUAUUCGAGAUGCGCGUCAUCAUCAUCAAUUCGAACGAAACGUAACUCAUGAAAAAACUCAGAAACUUUCAGAUACUAAAAACUGAAUAAAAUUUUUCCGUAUACACCAAA
This is a messenger RNA of Drosophila willistoni, 1645 nucleotides long. RefSeq lists its product as uncharacterized. NCBI's taxonomy places the organism in Eukaryota, Metazoa, Arthropoda, Insecta, Diptera, Drosophilidae. The transcript has 2 exons. The record is from RefSeq and is a predicted model, not a curated record. Bases 85 to 1620 code for a protein of 511 amino acids.